GUGACAAGAGCAGAAAAUUACACGACGAGAGAAACAGAGAAAAAGUUUGACAGUUUUUGUUCCACUGAAUCGUCUGAAACAAUCAAUAAAUUCAUUGUGAAGUAUUUUGUAGGUGAUAUUCUAGUCAGUAAAGAGGAACAUCAACAGUUCUUGACAGGUGUUCAGUGGACUGUUCAGAUGAUGUCAUGGACUCCACAAAGGAUCUCAGUGGACAGACAGACACAGGGAAGGUCAAGAGGAUACACAAACCCUGCCGAAGUGCUGCGGGGAAUCAGGAUGAUGAGGCCCAUUCAUCAGCGAAGCGUCAAUCGGUGAGACGGUGUGAUGUUCACGAGGACACUGUAGGGGAGCAGAAAGUUUUACGGCGAAAAGUCCUUCAGCUGGCUUGUGCAUAUGAACAGCAAUGUGUCAUUCAUGGAGAAUCUCCUGAAUCCAGCUGUGUGUCCAUGAAGAGUGACCGGUCAAUGGAUCAUCCACCUAGAUUCAGUUCAGGAGCCCCUUGUGCUGAUGUGAGUGUCAUUCAUGGAGAAUCUCCUGAAUCCAGCUGUGUGUCCAUGAAGAGUGACCGGUCAAUGGAUCCUCCACCUGGAUUCAGUUCAGGAGCCCCUUGUGCUGAUGUGAGUCAACUCCAUAUGAAGAGAUCAGACUCACCGGAGCCCAGCUGUGUGUCCAUGAAGAGUGACUGGUCUAUGGAUAAGCCAAUUGAAUUAAAGGGUGAACACACACCAACUGGUCUGAGUCAACUCCAUAUGAAGAGAUCAGACUCACCGGAGCCCAGCUGUGUGUCCAUGAAGAGUGACACGUCUAUGGAUAAGCCAAUUGAAUUAAAGGGUGAACACACAUCAACUGGUCUGAGUCACUCGCAACAUGUUGAAGUCCAAAACACAUUCAAAUCCAAUCUGCUGAAGAAGUUUCAGUGUUUGUGUGAGGGAACAGCAAAGCAGGAAAACCCAACACUCCUGAAUGAGAUCUACACAGAGCUGUACAUCACAGAGAGUGAAAGAGGAGAGAUCAAUAAUGAACAUGAGGUGAGACAGAUCGAGAAACAGUCCAGAAGAGCAACAACAGAGGACACACCAAUCAAAUGCAAUGACAUCUUUAAAGCCUUACCUGGACAAGACAAACCCAUCAGAACUGUGCUGACUAAAGGAGUUGCUGGAAUUGGAAAGACAGUCUCUGUGCAGAAGUUCAUUGUGGACUGGGCUGAAGGGAAAGCCAAUCAGGACAUCCACAUCAUAUUUCCACUUCCUUUCAGAGAGCUCAAUCUGAUGAAGGACAAAAAACUCAGUCUUUCAGAUCUUCUUCAGGUUUUCUUCAGUGAGACAAAAGAAAUGGAAAUAUCCAGAGAUGAAUAUAAAGUUUUCUUCAUCUUUGAUGGUCUGGAUGAGUGUCGUCUGUCUCUGGAUUUUCAGAGCAAUGUGAGACUGUGUGAUGUCACUGAAUCAGCCUCAGUGGAUGUGCUGUUGACAAACCUGAUCAAGGGGAAUCUGCUUCCCUCUUCUCUCAUCUGGAUCACCUCCAGACCAGCAGCAGCUGAACUCAUCCCCUCUAAGUGUGUUGAUCGGGUGACAGAGGUACGAGGAUUCAAUGACCCACAGAAGGAGGAAUACUUCAGGAAGAGAAUCAGAGAUCAGCGUCUGGCCAACAGAAUCAUCACACACCUGAAGUCAUCAAGGAGUCUAUUCAUCAUGUGUCACAUCCCAGUGUUCUGCUGGAUUUCAGCCACUGUUCUAGAGAGACUGUUGAGUAAAGCAGAGAGAGGACAGAUCCCCAAGACUCUCACUCAAAUGUACACACACUUCCUGAUCAUUCAGACAAACAUCAAACAUGAGAAGGACUAUGAGAUUAAAAGUAAAAACAGAGACAUGAUCCUCAAACUGGGGAAACUGGCUUUUAAACAGCUUGUGAAAGGCAAUCUGAUCUUCUAUGAGGAAGACUUGAGAAAGUGUGACAUUGAUGUGACAGAAGCAUCAGUGUACUCAGGAUUGUGUACUCAGAUCUUCAGAGAGGAGUUUGGGUUGUAUCAGGGGAAAGUGUUCUGCUUUGUUCAUCUUAGCAUUCAGGAACAUCUAGCAGCUCUAUAUGUGCACCUCUCCUUUACAAACAACAACAUGAAUGUGUUUGAACAAAUCACCAAACAAAAACUCUUCUCUAAAGUUUUAAAGUUGAUGAAACAGAAUUCAUCAAAACAGGUUUCUAUGUUUGACCUGCAUCAGACAGCUGUGAAUGAGACUUUAAGGAGUAAGAAUGGGCAUCUGGAUCUCUUCCUUCGUUUCUUUCUGGGUCUCUCAUUGGAGUCUAAUCACACUCUCUUACAAGAACUACCGACACAGACAGGAAGCUGCUCCUACCACAAAGAGGAAACAGUGAAAUACAUCAAGAUGAAGAUCAGGGAGAAUCACUCUUCAGAGAAAUCCAUCAAUCUGUUUCACUGUCUGAAUGAACUGGGUGAUGAUUCAAUUGUGAUGGAGAUCCAACAUUAUUUGAAAUAUGGAAAAAUAAAAGAAACAAAACUCUCCUCUUCACAGUGGUCAGCUGCAGUGUUUGUGUUGAUGACCUCAGAGCAGGAGAUGGAUGAGUUUGAUCUGAAUCAGUUUAUUGGAGCACAUAAUAAAGCAGAUGAAGUUCUUCGGUAUCUGCUGCCUGUGAUUAAAGAAUCCAGAUCAGUUCAUCUGAUGGGCUGUAAUCUGACAGAGAAAAGUUGCUCAGCCCUGGCCUCAAUUCUCAGCUCAAACUCCUCAAGUCUGAGAGAGCUGAACCUGAGUAACAAUGACCUGCAGGAUUCAGGAUUGAAGCUGCUCUCUGAUGCAUUGAAGAGUCCUCACUGUACACUGGAAAUACUGAGUUUGAUGGGCUGUAAUCUGACAGAGAAAAGUUGUUCAGCACUGGCCUCAAUUCUCAGAUCAAACUCUUCAAAUCUGAUAGAGCUGGACCUGAGUAACAAUGACCUGCAGGAUUCAGGAGUGAAGCUGCUCUCUGAUGCACUGAAGAGUCCUCACUGUAUAUUGGAAAUACUGAGAUUAUCUGGCUGUAUGGUGACAGAGGAAGGCUGUUGUUCUGUGGCAUUGGCUCUGAGAUCAAAUCCCUCAUGCCUGAAAGAGCUGGAUCUGAGCUACAAUCACCCAGGAGAAUCAGGAGUCAGGCUGCUCUCUGAAAGUCUAAUCGAUCCAAACUGCACACUGGACAAACUUAAUGUGGAUCAUGGAGGAGAGUUCAGGAUUACAGCAGGACCACGCAAAUGGGUCUGUGAUCUCACACUGGAUUCAAACACAGUAAACACUGAACUCAUUCUGUCUGAGGGGAACAGGAAGGUGACACGUGUGAGAGAGCGUCAGUCAUAUCCUGAUCAUCCAGAGAGAUUUGAUGAGUAUCAUCAGGUUCUGUGUAGAGAGAGUCUGACUGGACGCUGUUACUGGGAGACUCAAUGGAGUGAAGUUGGUGCUGAUAUAUCAGUGUCAUAUAAAGAAAUCAGCAGGAAAGGAGUGAGUCGUGACUGUGUGUUUGGACUCAAUGUAAACUCCUGGAGUCUGGAGUGCUUUAAUAACACAUUCACUGUCUGGCACAAUAAAAACAGAACUGACAUACGUCCCCCUUCACACGACUGUAAGAGAGUAGGAGUGUAUGUGGACUGUCCGGCCGGCACUCUGUCCUUCUACAGCGUCUCUGACACACACACACUCACACACUUACACACACUCAUCACCACAUUCACUCGACCCCUCUAUGCUGGAUUUGGAGUAGAUUAUUCUGGUUCCUCAGUGUGUGUGUGUGAAAUUGAUCAUCAGAGACACACACACGUAACUGGAUGAGUGAAAUACACUCACCUAAAGGAUUAUUAGGAACACAUACUAAUACUGUGUUUGACCCCCUUUCGCCUUCAGAACUGCCUUAAUUCUACGUGGCAUUGAUUCAACAAGGUGCUGAAAGCAUUCUUUAGAAAUGUUGGCCCAUAUUGAUAGGAUAGCAUCUUGCAGUUGAUGGAGAUUUGUGGGAUGCACAUC
Messenger RNA from Xyrauchen texanus (razorback sucker), 4001 nucleotides. Its product is annotated as protein NLRC3-like. The transcript has 13 exons. The coding region runs from base 186 to 3809 and encodes 1207 amino acids. NCBI's taxonomy places the organism in Eukaryota, Metazoa, Chordata, Actinopteri, Cypriniformes, Catostomidae. Gene Ontology annotation, molecular function: protein binding. The record is from RefSeq and is a predicted model, not a curated record.